Sphaerodactylus townsendi is the source of this 4381-nucleotide messenger RNA. It is a transcript of the gene EYA3, whose product is annotated as EYA transcriptional coactivator and phosphatase 3. Gene Ontology annotation, molecular function: protein tyrosine phosphatase activity. Lineage: Eukaryota; Metazoa; Chordata; Lepidosauria; Squamata; Sphaerodactylidae. Gene Ontology annotation, cellular component: nucleus. The transcript is spliced from 18 exons. Gene Ontology annotation, biological process: multicellular organism development; positive regulation of DNA repair; cell differentiation. Bases 201 to 1928 code for a protein of 575 amino acids. The record is from RefSeq and is a predicted model, not a curated record.
UCCGCUUCCGGGUGUGAGGGGGCAGCGAGGGGGGGUUGGGUUGCCUUCUUUUCUUUCUGGACAGCCGGCCCGUCGCCGUUGCAGCUGCUGCUUCCGCCAUGUCGUGUAUCGGCUCCACAGACGCUUCGUCACGGCAUUGAAGACGACAGAGGAACAACCUAAGAUUCUACUCAGUGGAGCAUUUGAAAAGAGUCGCAUCCAUGGAAGAAGUACAGGACUUAGCAGAACAGCCCAUGAAAAAAGCCAAGAUGCAGGAAUCGGGUGAACAGAUAUUAAGGCAAGUGAACAACGCAGACGGUAGUGAUCAGAAACCCGAGCCCUCGAGCCUUGGUGCAAACCUGUCCAUGUCCAGCGAAAUUAUGCCAUGUCCUGAUUACAUCUCAAGGUCACCGAAUGAAUAUACCUCACAGAUGUAUUCUGCAAAGCCAUAUGCACAUAUCCUGUCUGUACCCGUAUCGGAAACGAUGGCCUCUUAUUCUGGCCAGACUCAGUACCAAGCACUGCAGCAGUCAUCUCAGACUUACGCUGUGUAUCCUCAGACCACCCAAGCCUAUGGACUACCUCCUUUCGGUGCACUGUGGCCAGGUAUGAAACCUGAGAGUGGUUUAAUUCAGACUCCAUCUCCAAGUCAGCACAGUGUUCUUACCUGCACUGCAGGCUUAACUACAAGCCAGUCCAGCCCAGCUCAUUAUUCUUACCCUAUUCAAGCUUCAAGUACCAACGCCAACUCAGUUUCCACCUCCUCAGCAGCUGUCAACAUUUCAUCAUCUGCGGUAGCCAGCAUCUCCCAACAGGAUUAUCCUACAUAUACCAUUCUCGGCCAAAGUCAAUACCAGCCAUAUUUCUCGAGUUCUAGCUUUGGAGUGAUAGCACCAGCAGACAGCAGCACGGAGAGUUCCACCUUAGCAACGACCACGUAUCCUUCUGAGAAAAACAACGCCAUGGUGCCUACGCAGACGGCGCAGAGACAUUCCUCCGGAGAUCCAUCAACGAGUCCCUCAUUGCUAAGAGCAACCGCUAGUAAAGAUCUGGACGAGCAGUCUAGGAAAAAUGUAACGGGGAAAAACAGAGGCAAGAGGAAAGCAGACUCUUCUUCGCCACAGGACAACGAACUGGAAAGAGUGUUCCUAUGGGACUUGGAUGAAACCAUCAUAAUAUUUCAUUCGCUUCUUACUGGAUCAUAUGCCCAGAAAUAUGGGAAGGAUCCAACUCUAGUGAUUGGUUCUGGUUUGACUAUGGAGGAAAUGAUUUUUGAAGUGGCUGAUACACACUUGUUUUUUAACGACUUGGAGGAAUGCGACCAAGUCCACGUGGAAGAUGUUGCAUCCGAUGACAAUGGGCAAGAUUUAAGUAACUAUAAUUUUGCCACGGACGGCUUCAGCGGCUCAGGAAGCAACGGCAACCAUGGCUCAGUGGGUGUCCAGGGUGGAGUGGAUUGGAUGAGGAAGUUGGCUUUCCGCUACCGGAAAGUGCGCGAGGUCUAUGACAAAUACAAAAACAACGUGGGAGCUCUCCUCAGCCCCGAGAAGAAGGAAUCAUUGCAGAGAUUACGGGAAGACAUAGAAGUGUUAACAGACUCAUGGCUGGGAACAGCUCUGAAGUCCCUGCUUCUCAUUCAGUCCAGGAAGAACUGUGUGAAUGUUCUGAUCACCACCACCCAGCUAGUACCAGCUCUGGCCAAGGUCCUGCUGUAUGGGUUAGGCGAAGUGUUUCCGAUUGAAAAUAUUUAUAGCGCAACAAAAAUAGGUAAAGAGAGCUGUUUCGAAAGGAUCGUGUCCCGAUUUGGCAAGAAGGUGACGUAUGUGGUGAUCGGGGACGGGCGUGAUGAAGAGAUGGCAGCCAAGCAGCACAAUAUGCCCUUCUGGAGGAUCACGAACCACGCCGACCUGGUAUCCCUUCACCAGGCCCUCGAACUGGACUUUCUGUGAGGAGCUGAGCAAUGGCAAAUCCGGCCUGCAGCUCCCUGAAUAGCCUUACCGAGAGCCUGCCAGGGGACUGACGCUUUUUUUCCCAUCGAGAAGAAAUCUAGAUAGCGGAAGUGUACAGUAGGAGGCACCACCCUGUCGCUUUCCCCACGACAGCUGCCAGCAGUGGGGCAGGAGUUCCACCUGGCAAGCCGCCGCCGACACCUUGGCGCAUAGUUUCUGGAGCUUUAAUCGUCCUCUGCUUUGGGUGAAGGGAAUUUCUGGGACUGAGCAGAGCAUCCUGGGCGGGGAGCCUCCGGCGGCAAAGACCUGAUUCACUGUGCAGCCUUUUUGUGGUAUUAUGAUAAAAGAAAAGAAAACUUUUGUAGAGUAACUUUUGUCACCUCUCGGCUCCUCUCUAGCUUUUCCGAAACAAAAAGGAAGUUGAAUAGAUGUCUAUUUUUGUAUAGGGGGAAAAAACUUCCCCUUCUUGCAGAAGCUCCAAAACAGUAGUCUGUAGAAGUUCACCAAAAAGUCACACGGCGACUUCUUUUUUCUGGGGGGCGAGGUGGGAGAUGAGUGGGGAGGGGUAGUCUGCCGGGGACAGCUAACAGGAUGACUGGUUCCUUUCACGAUCGACGCCACGAUGGGACGGCCGUGAGGACACAUCCAGAUCUUUCUGAGCAUCUUUCUCCAGUGAACACCGUCUCAGAGUGCUGUUAUGGGACAGAAUGUGACUGAUGGGAAUUUCCUAAGCAGCGGAAGAGGAAAUGGCUGGUACAUAACUGUGUUUUGGAUAUCUUGAAUUCAUCCCUCUCUUCAUCACCCACGCUGUAUGCAUAGAGCAGAAGGAAAGCCCCAUUUUUUCUUUUCUUUUUUGCCAUGGUGGCUGAGGUACAGGAAUCCAGACAGGAAAGUACCCACUUUUCCCUUAUGCAACUAUCUUGUUUCCUUGCCUAGGCAAGAUUCCAACUAUGGAGUCAUCGUUCAUGUCAAGCCACCAUGCCAGAUAAAUUCAGCCCCUGAGAAAGAUGCCCUAAUGCUGAUUCCUUUGCAUGCUUGGUGGCUUCCUUCUGAUGGCCCCCACUCCGCAAACUCUUAAGCCAUAAAGCAGAUGUGGCAAGGAGUCCUAUCGAGAACUCCUUUGCUUUGGGGAAUAAACUUUGCUGUUUCUGAUCAGGCAGACACUGUGGUGAUUCUUUUUUUGCUUUUCUUUCUGGAUCAUAGCGGGGUGGACACCACUCCCCCACCUUACCACUCCUCUGAGCAAAGUUUGAGGCUUUCUUCAAUCUUAAAUGGCUCUUCCAAUCAGAGGAAGAGCCAUUUAAAUUGGAGGAAGUUCCUUGGAGGAUGGGUGGAUCUACCCAAGCAUAACAAGAGAGGAUCAAUUCUGGGUUGGGAUGUGUGAAUCUCGGAAGAGGUUUCUCUGUUUUCUUACCACAAGAUUGCCUUGCUUUCAUAUAUUUUAGGCAGCUCUUCAAAGUUGGUUCGAAGGCAAUACAGCAGGUCCUGAAUGGAAUGAAAGUGCACCCCCACCCCCCAGCAAAGAAAGCUUCUAUUAUAUGACGAGACUUGGUUCUGUAAUUCCCCUCCUUUUGUGCAUUUUUCUAUUCUGUGAAUGCAGGGUUUCUAGCUUGACUGGGCGCUCCUGAGAUUCAUGAGUGGUAUGGGCUGUGGGAUCGACUCUGUGCCUUAACCUUCCACCCAGACUUCUAAAAGCGUCAACAGCUGCAUAAAAUUGCAUUCAACCCUUGACCUUCCAAGAUACUUAUUUCACCCUUCAGUUGACAUAGUGGGCCGAGGUGCCACAUGGCCAGGGCAAGCAGCAGGCAUUCCCUGUUUGACUUGAGAGAACCUUUCAGAAGCUGUCUGUGCUGCAGCAAACUUUUUUGACUGUGCUUGAAGGUUGUUUUUGCCUCAUUUACCAGUAUUUAUACAGCGUCUCCUCCUUACCCCUGAUUUUCCUCAGAUGAAAGUUACCUGUCCAUGUUAAUAAAAACUGUCCUGGUUCCGAUGUUACUCAACUCACUGGCUGCAUUUCUUUCGGGUCUUCAUAAAGAAUUUGGAAACUUUUUUGUGGUUAUGUUUGCUUGUUUUCAUUUCUUUCCCAUUAGUUUCUCUGUGCAGCAUUCAAGUGUGAACUGGUCCCACUGUGGUGCAUUUUCCUAUAACAUGCAGCAGUCCAACUUGGUUUGUUUUCAUUAAAGCCUGAAUAAUAACUCACUCCUGCCCCCCAUCCCGCCAAGGAACGAGCAGCGGCUGCCACAGAGAUCCAAGAAUGCGCUGGUGUCUACCAGAAAUGCUAGUUCUCCCUCAGGGUCCCUCACACAUCCGGUUUCAGGCAGAACUGGCACCAGCUGUCUUGCAGUUUUGACAGGAGGGCAUUAAUGGCUGAAGACGCUUUGAGCAUCAUGUUCUAUGUAAUGAGAAGUGUCCUGUGAACUGGAAAAUAAAAUCUAUUUUCUAUAUAUUAAAAA